This is a messenger RNA of Micropterus dolomieu (smallmouth bass), 589 nucleotides long. RefSeq names its product developmentally-regulated GTP-binding protein 1-like. Gene Ontology annotation, cellular component: cytoplasm. NCBI's taxonomy places the organism in Eukaryota, Metazoa, Chordata, Actinopteri, Centrarchiformes, Centrarchidae. Bases 119 to 589 code for a protein of 156 amino acids. Gene Ontology annotation, biological process: cytoplasmic translation. The record is from RefSeq and is a predicted model, not a curated record. Gene Ontology annotation, molecular function: GTPase activity; GTP binding. The transcript has a single exon.
GACCACGGUGUAGCGGACUAGUGUGCUAGCUAAGCAUCAUCUAACUUUGCCAACUUCAAUGUAACAUCUUUCCAGCUUCUCUCGGUAACGGUGGUUGUACGCAGGAAUCUUCGUCACAAUGAGUAUACUCGCCAAAAUAGCAGAGAUUGAAAAUGAGAUGGCCAGGACGCAGAGGAACAAGGCCACAGCUCACCACUUGGGUCUGCUCAAAGCACGUCUUGCCAAACUCAGAAGGGAACUCAUCACACCAAAAGGAGGAAGUGGUGGUGCAACAGGAGAAGGUUUUGAUGUUGCAAAAACCGGUGAUGCUCGUAUCGGUUUUGUUGGUUUUCCGUCAGUGGGAAAGUCAACACUGCUAAGUAACCUUGCAGGUGUGUACUCAGAGGUUGCCGCCUACGAGUUCACCACUCUUACAACGGUACCUGGAGUCAUUCGCUACAAAGGAGCCAAAAUUCAGCUGCUGGAUCUCCCAGGAAUCAUUGAGGGCGCCAAGGAUGGCAAGGGCAGAGGGAGACAGGUCAUCGCAGUGGCUCGAACUUGCAACCUAAUCCUAAUAGUUAGGAUUAGCGGCUAUUCCGCCAGUGUAUGA